This is a messenger RNA of Ochotona curzoniae (black-lipped pika), 8693 nucleotides long. RefSeq names its product ankyrin repeat domain 11 (gene ANKRD11). The transcript is spliced from 12 exons. Gene Ontology annotation, biological process: anatomical structure morphogenesis. Lineage: Eukaryota; Metazoa; Chordata; Mammalia; Lagomorpha; Ochotonidae. Bases 544 to 8187 code for a protein of 2547 amino acids. Gene Ontology annotation, molecular function: protein binding. The record is from RefSeq and is a predicted model, not a curated record. Gene Ontology annotation, cellular component: nucleus.
AGCAUGGAGCCAUUCUGAUGGUGUUUUGGGACAGGGAGGCCACGGGGGUGGUAGUGGAGGGGCCUUGUCGGCCACAGGGACAGAGCAGCUUAUUGAUUUUAGUGUGGCCGAGAUCCGUGUAGGAUGUUAGAACAUGCUGAUAUUUGUGCUGUGAGGCUUCUGUGAGGCUUAGCUGUGUGUUCUCAGCUUGGGGCAACAAGGCCAGCUCCUGGUAAAUGAGGGCUCUUGUGGACAGACAGUGGUAUUCCUGCUGCCACCUGCGCCUUGAGGAAGAGGGUGCCCAGAAGCCCACUGGCACAGGCGAGCCCCUUCAGACCCCAGUCCAGCUAGGCCUCCUGGAAACGGCUGGUGUGGUGACUGGCUGUCGGGGUGGGCAGGAAGAGGGGGCCCUGUCUGAUUGCCCUCUCGUUUCAGACGCUGCACCGCCCUGCCGUGGAUUGAACACAGUGUCCUCGUCACCUAGACUUUCAGCUAUGGAAUCGCAGACAGUUGAGGACGAAGCGACGGCAGCAUAAAUGAAGACCACGUGAGGGAAGUAGAACGAUGCCCAAGAGUGGGUGUUCUAGAACACCACAGCAAGACGACUUUCCUCUCAGCAACGACAUGGUGGAGAAACAAACUGGGAAAAAGGAUAAAGAUAAAGUUUCCCUCAACAAGACGCCAAAGCUGGACCGCAGUGAUGGAGGCAAGGAGGUGAGAGAGCGUGCGACCAAACGGAAGCUCCCGUUCACCGUGGGGGCCAAUGGAGAGCAGAAGGACUCUGACACAGAGAAGCAGGGUCCCGAGCGGAAGCGGAUCAAGAAGGAACCCGCCACCCGCAAGGCGGGCCUGCUGUUCGGCAUGGGGCUGUCUGGAAUCCGAGCCGGCUACCCCCUCUCCGAGCGCCAGCAGGUGGCGCUCCUCAUGCAGAUGACCGCAGAGGAGUCUGCAAACAGCCCAGUUGACACGACGCCAAAGCACCCCUCCCAGUCCACAGUGUGUCAGAAGGGCACACCCACCUCUGCCUCCAAGACCAAAGACAAAGUGAACAAGAGGAACGAGCGUGGGGAGACGCGCCUGCACCGGGCUGCCAUCCGGGGUGACGCCCGCCGCAUCAAGGAGCUCAUCGGGGAGGGGGCCGACGUCAACGUCAAGGACUUUGCAGGCUGGACGGCGCUGCAUGAGGCAUGUAACCGGGGCUACUACGACGUUGCCAAGCAGCUGCUGGCCGCAGGUGCAGAGGUCAACACCAAGGGCCUGGAUGACGACACACCCCUGCAUGACGCCGCCAACAAUGGCCACUACAAGGUGGUGAAGCUGUUGCUGCGGUAUGGAGGAAAUCCCCAGCAAAGCAACAGAAAAGGCGAGACCCCACUCAAGGUGGCCAGCUCCCCCACCAUGGUGAACCUGCUGCUGGGCAGGGGCACCUACACCUCCAGCGAGGAGAGUCCCACCGACAGCUCCGAAGAGGAGGACGCCCCGUCCUUCGCCCCAUCCAGCUCAGUGGACGGCAACAACACGGACUCCGAGUUUGAGAAGGGCCUCAAGCACAAGGCCAAGAACCCCGAGCCCCAGAAAACCACAACGCCCGUCAAGGACGAGUACGAGUUUGACGAGGACGAUGAGCAGGACAGGGUGCCCCCCGUGGACGACAAGCAUUUGCUGAAAAAGGACUACAGGAGAGAAGCCAGGUCCAGUGGCUGUAUCUCCAUACCUAAGAUGGAGGUCAGGAGUUUCCCGAAAAACCACACGGUCGCACCCAAGAAAGCAGUCCACCGUAUCCUGUCGGACACGUCGGACGAGGAGGAUGGCGGCCUCGCCGUGGGGCCCGCAGAGAAGCUGAGGCUCGCGGCACACACCGUGGUGCCCACCGGUAAGACGCGCGAGUCUUCUAAUGCCAAGCAGCAGAAAGAGAAAAACAAGGUGAAAAAGAAGCGGAAGAAAGAGCCCAAAGGCAAGGAGGUGCGGUUUGGCAAAAGGAGUGACAAGUUCUGCUCCUCCGAGUCGGAGAGCGAGUGCUCGGACAGUGACGAGGACGACGGGGACUCGGCGGGGAGCUCGGGCUGCCUCAAGGGCUCCCCCCUGGUGCUCAAAGACCCCUCGCUGCUCGGCUCGCUCUCCGCUUCCUCUGCCUCCUCGCACGGCAGCGCCGCAGUCCAGAAGCAUAACCCCAACCACGCGGACCCCCACGCCAAGCCCUGGCACACGGACAAUUGGAAAACCAUCUCCUCCCCGGCCUGGUCCGAGGUGAGCUCCCUGUCAGACUCCACAAGGACGAGACUGACCAGCGAGUCUGACUACUCCUCGGAGAGCUCCAGCGUGGAGUCGCUCAAGCCGGCCCGCAAGAAGCAGGAGCCCCGCAAGCGGGCAGGGCUGCCGAGCGCGCCCGAGCGCAAGGGCGUCUUCCACGGCAGCGCCGACGGCGCCAUCGCCCGGCUGGACAAGGAGGGCAAGGUCGUGAAAAAGCACAAGGCCAGGCACAGACACCGGGAGCGGGGCAAGGGGGCCUGCGCGGGCGGCCAGGAGCUCAAGCUGAGGGGCUUUGCCUACGAGUACGAGGACGCGAGGCCCAAGGCGGACAAGGCCGUGCUCCUGGACGACGGCCCCGGCGACAGCGGCAAGGCCAGGGCGCUGCGGCACGAGCGGGACCACUUCAAGAAAGACGAGAAGCUGGGGAAGCUCAAGGCCGAAGACAAGGACUGGCUCUUCAAGGACGAGAAGGCGCUCAAGAGAGCCAAGGACGCGGGCAGGGCCUUCCGGGAGGAGCGAGAGCGCGCGGGCAAGGGCGAGAAGGAGAAGGCGGCCAGGGAGGACAAGGUCCGGCUCUACAAGGAGGAGCGCAAGAAGAAGUGCAGAGACCGGCCCUCCCGGCUGGAGAAGAAGAGCGACGGGAAGGAGGACAGGGCUCCCAAGGACAAGGACAAGGCCUUCCGAGACGAGAAGGAGAAGCCCAAGAAGGACAAGGCGCACCGGGAAGAGCCCGGCCUGGACGACUACUGCGGCAAGAGCCAGUUCCUGGACACGGAGGACAGCAAGCUGAGCCUCUCGGACGAGCAGCCCGAGCGCUGGUUCUCCGACCUCUCCGACUCCACCUUCGACUUCAAAGGGGAAGACAGCUGGGACUCGCCGGUGACCGAGUACAGGGACGUGAAGGGCGACUCCGUGGCCAAGCUCAUCCUGGAGACGGUGAAGGAGGACAGCAAGGAACGGAAGCGCGAGGCCAAGGCCCGGGAGAAGCCGCGCGACCUGCGGGACGCCUUCUUCCGGAAGCGGGACCGGGACUACGCGGACAGAGGCGCCGAGAAGCGCAAGGAGCAGGCCGAGAAGCACAGGGCCCUCCCCGGCUACCUGCCCGACAAGGACAAGAGGAGGAGGGACGGCGAGCGCAAGGAGGCCCCGGACGGCGCCAAGGAGCGGAAGGAGGCCCACCGGGACGACGCCAAGGAGCACGGCUGCGAGGCCGACUUCCGGGGCCUGGAGCCCUGGGACAGGCACCACGCCGCCCGCGACAAGGACAAGAGGGACGGCCCCGACAAGGAGAGGAGGGACAAGGCGAAAGGCGAGAAGUACAAGUCGGGCGACAAGCCUGUCCUGGACAAGUGCCCCAAGGACAAGGAGCUGGACAAGUGCUUCCGGGACAAGAAGGACGCCAAGGAGAAGCACAGAGACAAGGAGAGGAAGGCGUCGCUGGAGCCGGCCCGGGAGCGCAAGGAGCGGCUCUUCCCGGGGCCCGCCUCCGACGACUUCCCCGAGAAGAAGGGCAAGGAGAAGAGCUGGUACAUGGCCGACAUCUUCACAGACGAGAGCGAGGACGACAAGGAGGCGCGCUCGGCCGGCGGCGCGCCGCAGGACCGGGAGGACGGCAGGGAGCCGCACCCCGGCGACAGGCACAGGAAGCCGGCCGCCGACAGGCCGCACGCCGACAAGCCCAAAGACAAGGACUCGCGGGACAAGAGGAAGGACGGGGGCAAGGACCGCAAGGACAAGAUGGCCGAGAAGGCCAAGGAGAAGAGGGACAAGGAGUCCGCCGACAGGGCCAAGGACAGGCGCGAGCGGGCCUCGGGGGACGGCGCCCUGGACAGGAGGGCCAGGCAGAAGCUCCCCGACAAGGCGGACCGGCGGCACUGCUCCGAGGACAAGGGCAAGAGCAGGCACCGGGAGAAGGCCGAGCGAGAGCACGGCCGGGAGCGGAAGGCCCGCGGCUCGGACGGGGAGCGCAGCCUGCUGGAGAAGCUGCAGGAGGAGGCGCUGCACGAGUGCGGGGACGACGCGCACGACCGCAUGAGCGAGGUCUCGUCCGACAGCUUCACGGAGCGCGCGCAGGACCCCGGCCUGAGCGCCCUCCUCGAGGUGACCUUCGCCGAGCCGGGCCCGGACGACAAAGCCAAGGAGGCCUGCGGCCUGCCCGAGAAGCUGCGGGACAAGGAGCGGCACAGGCACUCCUCGUCCUCGUCCAAGAAGAGCCACGAGCGCGAGCGGGCCCGGAAGGAGAAGGCCGACAAGAAGGAGCGGGCCGAGGAGCGGCAGGGCGGCCUGGCCGAGAAGGAGGCCGCGGGCGCCGAGCCCUGCGCCGUGGGCGCCGACCCGGACGGCGUGCCGGAGCGCACCGCCGACCUGCUCUCCGCCGAGAAGAAGGAGAGGAACGAGCCCGAGCGAGAGCCCCCCAAGAAGGCGGAGAAGGAGCUCAAGCCGUACGGGUCGGGCGCCGCGAGCCUCUUGAAGGACAAGAAGAGGAGGGAGAGGCACCGCGACAAGUGGCGCGAGGAGCGGGACAAGCACCGCGACAGGCACGCCAGGGACAAGGACAAGGCCCGGGACGAGAGCCUGCGGCUCGGGGACGCGCGAGGGAAGGAGAAGGGCGACGCGGCCAAGCCGGGCAGCAGCAGCAGCAGCGACAAGCCUCCGGCGCCGCCGCCGCCCCGGGACGCGGGCAGGAAGGACGCCCGGCCACGCGAGAAGCUGCUGGGCGACGGCGACCUCAUGAUGACCAGCUUCGAGAGGAUGCUGUCCCAGAAGGACCUGGAGGUGGAGGAGCGGCACAAGCGGCACAAGGAGCGCAUGAAGCAGAUGGAGAAGAUGCGGCACCGCUCGGGGGACCCCAAGCUCAAGGACAAGGCCAAGGCGGCCGACGAGGGCCGCAAGAAGAGCCUCGACCUGCCCUCCAAGAAGCCGCCGGGGCCCGAGCCGCCGGGCAAAGACCGGAAGCUCAAGGAGUCGGCACCCACCCCGCCGACGGGCCCCGAGAGCAAGCCGCACGCGGGCCCGGGCCCCGAACCCAAAGACUGGCUGGCGGGGCCUCCCCUGAAGGAGGGGCUGCCCGCCUCCCCCAGGCCCGACCAGGGCCGGCCCACGGGGGUGCCCACGCCCACCUCGGUGGCGUCCUGCCCCAGCUACGACGAGGUGAUGCACACGCCCCGGACCCCGUCGUGCUCGGCUGAGGACUACACGGACCUCGUGUUCGACUGCGCCGACUCCCAGCACCCGAUCGCCGUCUCCGCCGCCUCCACCAACGCCUGCUCCCCCUCCUUCUUCGACAGAUUCUCCGUGGCCCCGAGUGGGCUUCCGGAGAACCCAAACCAGACGUCCACACGGCCUCUGUCCACGAACCUGUACCGCUCCGUGUCCGUGGACGUCCGGAGGACCCCCGAGGAGGAGUUCAGCGUCGGGGACAAGCUGUUCCGGCAGCAGAGCGUCCCCACUGCCCCGAGCUACGGCUCCCCGGUGCGGCAGCUGCUGGAGGACAAGGGAGCCCUGCAGGCCGUGCCCUCGGACAAGUGCGCCUGCCUGUCCCCGGACUACUACCCCUCGGACUACGGCCUCCCCUCGCCCAAGGCCGAGGCCCUGCACUGCCCGCCUGCGGCCGUGGUCGGCGUCGCCCCCGCCCCGGACGGCGUCUUCUCCAGUUUACAGACCAAGUCCUCCCCCUCUUCCAGAGGCGAACUGCUGGCCCCCGACCUGGGCCUCCCCCUGGAUGCCACCGAGGACCAGCAAGCCACCGCCGCCAUCAUCCCCCCAGAGCCCAACUAUCUGGAGCCCCUGGACGAGGGCCCGUUCAGCGCCGUCAUCACCGAGGAGCCCGUCGAGUGGACUCACCCCGCGGCCGAGCAGGCCCUGCCCUCCGAGCACCCCGUGGGCUGGCCUGUGGGCUCAGACCUCCUGCUCAAGUCUCCCCAGCGGUUCCCCGAGUCCCCGCGGCACUUCUGCCCCGCCGAGCCCCUCCCCCCGGGCGCCCCCGGACCCUUGGGUGCCUCCGAGACCUCAUACCCCGUCUCUCCCGUGUCCUACCCUUUGCCGGUCCCCGAGCCGGGGCUGGAGGAAGCCAAAGACCACGGGGUGGAGGAGCUGCCGGUCGCGGUCGCGGUCACCACGGCCGAGGAGGCCGCCCCCUGUGCACCUCCUCCGCGGCUGGGGCCCUUCUUCAGCAGCUGUACCACCCUCCCCGACCCCGCACUGCCCGUAGACCCCGAGCCCGCAGGUCGGACGGCCGUGGCCCCCGCGGAGCCCCUGGGGUCCUUGGAAAACACCUUCCUGGACAGCAGCCAGAGCCUGCCCGCCCUCGGCCAGGUGGGGCCGGUGGCCUGGUCGGACGCCUUCCCCACCUCCGAGGACGACCUGGACCUGGGGCCCUUCUCGCUGCCCGAGCUGCCCCUGCAGGCUAAAGACGUCCCGGAAGUCGAGAGCGAGCCCACCGACGAGGGGCUGGCUCCUCCCGAGAAGGCUCCUCCGGGGGCCCCUGUGGCUGUCGAGGGCGGCAGUGGCCCUGCGCUGAGCACGGAGGAGCAGCAGCAGGCCCCGACCCCAGACCAGACAUCCAGCCGGCUCCCCACCGAGCCCGAGCCCGAGCCCGGGCGGGAAGGGCCCAGGCUGGAGCCGGCUUCGGCAGGCGCAGUGGACGCAGGGCCUGCUGUGGCCGCCGACAGGCUUCCCGAGGCCUCGGACUCCGUCCCGGGGUCCGGGACGCCUGGACAGCAACCCCCGCGGGACGAGGACGAGGAGACCGAGGCCGCUGACCCUCCGGCCGCCUCCCACUGUGCCCCCGACGGCCCCCCCACGGACAGCUCCACGCCGGCCCAAGCUGUGGACGGCAGCGGGCAGGCCGAGGCAGAGCUGGCACCCACCCACGCGCCUGCCCCGGCAGGGAGCCCGCUGGGUGGCCCGGCAUCCGAAGCCACGGAGCAGGAGCCCAAGCCUUGCGCCGAAACCCCCCGGGCCCCCAAAGUGGAGGAGAUCCCCCAGCGCAUGACCAGGACUCGGGCCCAGAUGCUGGCCAGUCAGGGCAAGCAGAGCGCACCUGUGGCCGAGCGGGAGGCCCCGGCCGCCAGGGCCAAGGGCCGGGGCUCCGAGGAGGACGACGCGCAGGCCCAGCACCCGCGCAAGCGGCGCUUCCAGCGCUCCAGCCAGCAGCUGCAGCAGCUGCACACGUCCACGCAGCAGACGCGCGAGGUCAUCCAGCAGACGCUGGCCGCCAUCGUGGACGCCAUCAAGCUGGACGCCAUCGAGCCCUAUCACAGCGACAGGUCCAACCCCUACUUCGAGUACCUUCAGAUCCGCAAGAAGAUCGAGGAGAAGCGCAAGAUCCUGUGCUACAUCCCGCCCCAGGCGCCCCAGUGCUACGCCGAGUACGUCACCUACACCGGCUCCUACCUCCUGGACGGCAAGCCGCUCAGCAAGCUGCACAUCCCCGUGAUUGCGCCCCCUCCCUCUCUGGCGGAGCCCCUGAAGGAGCUGUUCAAGCAGCAGGAGGCAGUGCGAGGGAAGCUGCGGCUCCAGCACAGCAUCGAACGGGAGAAGCUGAUCGUGUCCUGUGAGCAGGAGAUCCUGCGGGUUCACUGCCGGGCCGCCAGGACCAUCGCCAACCAGGCGGUGCCGUUCAGCGCCUGCACCAUGCUGCUGGACUCCGAGGUUUACAACAUGCCCCUCGAGAGCCAGGGGGACGAGAACAAGUCGGUGCGGGACCGCUUCAACGCCCGGCAGUUCAUCUCCUGGCUGCAGGACGUGGACGACAAGUACGACCGCAUGAAGACGUGCCUACUGAUGCGCCAGCAGCACGAGGCCGCCGCGCUCAACGCCGUGCAGAGGAUGGAGUGGCAGCUCAAGGUGCAGGAGCUGGACCCCGCCGGGCACAAGUCCCUGUGCGUGAACGAGGUGCCCUCCUUCUACGUGCCCAUGGUGGACGUGAACGACGACUUCGUGCUGCUGCCGGCCUGACUGCCCGGCGUGGGAAGGAGACGCCACCGAGGCCACGGCCCGCGUGGGAGCGGGGGCACCUCAGCCGGCCGGGGGUGGCACCCCGGAGCCCGGCACGGGCGGCCGGGCGCCCCUGGACUCGCGUUCCGUUCUCAUCGGCCCCGUGGAAGCCAGGAGCCCCCCGUCCACCCCGGCGACCUCCAGGCCGAGGGCGCCCCACCUCAGCAGGCCGGGGCCGCUCCCCUAGUGUUUUUAAUGGAGUCAAAUCCACGUGGUUUGUAUAUUUUUUUUCCUUUAAUCUUGGGCAUUUUGUUUCUCUUUCUGAGAACAUAACUUGAAACACUACAGAGCCAAUAAUCAUAUAAAAAGUGUAUCCGUAAUGCUGUACAGUUUUAUAUACAUUCACAAUGUACUUUUGCUGCCUUCUAGAUAAUUUAUUUUGCAACACAUUACUGCACAGUUGUAAAUAACUUAUGUACUGUAACAUCACUCAGUUACGUGUAAAGAAAUAAAUAAAUUAAUUAAAA